Emys orbicularis (European pond turtle) is the source of this 2118-nucleotide messenger RNA. It is a transcript of the gene PRKAG2, whose product is annotated as protein kinase AMP-activated non-catalytic subunit gamma 2. Gene Ontology annotation, molecular function: protein kinase regulator activity; AMP binding; protein kinase binding. The record is from RefSeq and is a predicted model, not a curated record. The transcript has 16 exons. The coding region runs from base 389 to 2107 and encodes 572 amino acids. Gene Ontology annotation, cellular component: cytoplasm; nucleotide-activated protein kinase complex; nucleus. Lineage: Eukaryota; Metazoa; Chordata; Testudines; Emydidae. Gene Ontology annotation, biological process: protein phosphorylation; regulation of catalytic activity.
UGCGCCUUCCUCUUUCUCCCCGGGGCACGUGUAAUGGGGGACAUGUCACUUUGCUGUGCAAAGGGAAGGAAACUUUCUCACCCACCAAGAGUCUCCGGAUAUUUUUGAACGGCGGAAGAGUUAUAAACUGAACCGCAGUUUGAAGGAUGUCUCAUGAUCUUGCUCCUGGAGGAGGCGGGGGCCCCUAGCAACUCUCCCAGCCCCCAUUUAAAAAACCGCAGCUGGAGAAACUCCUCCCUUCCCCUUUGGUUCCCCCACCCCCUUUUCCCCCAGUUCCUGAGGGUUUGAAAACAAGCCCAGAUUGGCUGCUGGUGGUGGACAGUGGUGGGAGGUGGAAGAGGAGCCUUGCUUGGGAGCCAUCCUCUGGAGUCAAGCCUUGUUGAGCGGGAUGGGAAGCACUGCCAUGGACACCAAGAAGAAAGAUGCUUCCAGCAGCGGCAGCAGGAAAGGCUCCAGCCAGAGGAGACGCAUGUUGCGAGUGCACAUCCCGGAUCUUAGCUCAUUUGCCAUGCCAUUCCUGGAUGGAGAUGUGGAGAGCUCAGACAAAAGUGCUUCUCGAAAGGUGGAAGAGAGCUACCAUACGGGCAGCCCUUCGAAAGGCCUUUUCUCAAAAGGGCUCCAAAAUCGACCUUCCAGCCCCGUUUCUGCUCCUGUGAGAUCUAAACAUAGCCCAGGUUCACCAAAAACAGUGUUCCCCUUCCCAUAUCAGGAGUCUCCCCCACGCUCCCCACGCCGAAUGAGCUUCAGUGGGAUCUUCAGGUCCUCUUCCAAAGAAUCCUCUCCCAGUUCUAACCCGUGUACCUCGCCCGGUGGCAUCAAGUUUUUCUCCAGAUCAAGAAAAACCUCCGGCCUCUCCUCUUCUCCAUCUACCCCAACACAAGUGACCAAGCAGCCUCCAUUUCCUCUUGAAUCCUAUAAACAUGAACCUGAGAGACUAGAAACCCGGAUUCACUCUUCUCCUCCGGACACAGGGCAGAGGUUUACUCUGCCUCCACCCCAAAAUGCAGCCAAGCCUCCCAUGGUGAUGCCAACUCCCUGUGCUACCUCAAAAACAGCGGCGGCAGCGGCAGCAGCUGCGGCGGCUCCGGCUUCUCCUCAGCCCCCGGCCGCCUCCGAAGGGAUGCUGGAGAAACUAGAGCUCGACGAUGAAGCAUCUGAAGAAUCGGAAAGUGACAUCUACAUGCGAUUCAUGAAGUCUAACAAGUGUUAUGACAUAGUUCCUACAAGUUCUAAGCUUGUUGUUUUUGACACUACAUUACAAGUAAAGAAGGCUUUCUUUGCCUUGGUGGCAAAUGGUGUUCGAGCAGCUCCACUGUGGGAGAGUAAAAAACAGAGUUUUGUAGGAAUGUUAACAAUUACAGAUUUCAUUAAUAUACUGCAUAGAUACUAUAAGUCUCCAAUGGUUCAGAUCUAUGAAUUGGAGGAGCACAAGAUUGAAACAUGGAGGGAGCUUUAUUUACAAGAAACUUUUAAGCCUUUAGUGAACAUCUCCCCGGAUGCAAGCCUUUUUGAUGCUGUAUAUUCAUUGAUCAAAAACAAAAUCCACAGAUUGCCAGUUAUUGAUCCUGUCAGUGGGAAUGCACUUUAUAUACUUACCCAUAAAAGAAUCCUCAAGUUCCUCCAGCUUUUUGUGUCAGAAAUGCCAAAGCCUGCCUUUAUGAAGAAGAACCUGGAUGAACUUGGGAUAGGAACUUAUCACAACAUUGCCUUCAUACAUCCAGACACUCCUAUUAUUAAAGCCUUGAACAUAUUUGUAGACAGAAGGAUAUCUGCAUUACCAGUUGUAGAUGAGUCAGGAAAAGUUGUAGAUAUUUAUUCCAAAUUUGAUGUAAUAAACCUGGCUGCUGAAAAAACCUAUAAUAAUCUAGAUAUCACAGUAACGCAAGCCCUCCAGCACCGUUCUCAGUAUUUUGAAGGUGUUGUGAAGUGCAGUAAGCUGGAAACACUGGAGACCAUUGUUGAUAGAAUAGUGAAGGCUGAGGUUCAUCGUCUGGUAGUAGUGAAUGAAGCAGAUAGCAUUGUGGGUAUCAUCUCCCUCUCUGACAUUCUACAAGCAUUGGUGCUCACGCCAGCAGGUGCCAAACAAAAGGAGAGUGAAACUGAGUGACUGCUGUGAAU